CCAACGUUCGGAUCCCCCUCCGCCAUUGCGCGCCGUCCAUCGCUGCGCCGGCGCGAAUUCAGGAACUUCCAGUCGACUCCAUUCCGUCAUCUCGCACCCCCAGGCGAUCAUCGCCGGAGUACGCAGUUGGAACAGACCAUUCGCAGCCCUGAACGCUUGGCCGGCUCGCUGGCGGUGCCGGGCGAUAAGUCGGUCUCCCACCGUUCGCUGAUCCUCAACGCCAUCGCCAACGGGACCGCCACCGUCACCGGCAUUUCCGACGGCGCCGACGUUCGUUCCACCGCCGCCUGCCUCCGCGCCAUGGGAGUGUCCAUCGAUCCGCUGGGCGAACCGGGGAGCUUCCGCGUCGCCGGCCCCGGCCCGAACCUGGACGAGCCCGCCGACAUGCUGGACGCCGGCAACAGCGGCACCUCCAUGCGGCUCCUUUCCGGCCUGCUCGCCAGCCAGGGCUUUCUCUCGGUGCUUUCCGGCGACGGGUCACUGCGCUCCCGCCCCAUGGGCCGCAUCGUCCAGCCGCUGCAACAGAUGGGCGCGUCCAUCAUGGGCCGCGGCGGGAACACCCUGGCUCCGCUUGCCAUACGCGGCGGAAGCCUGCGCUCCAUCGAGUACGAGAUGCCCGUGGCCAGCGCCCAGGUCAAGUCGUGCCUGAUGCUGGCCGGCCUCGCUGCUUCCGGUCCCACCGUCCUGCACCAGCCGGCCCUGUCCCGCGACCAUACCGAGCGCAUGAUGUCCGCCAUGGGAGCCCGCAUCGACAACGACGGGUUGGCCCUGACGCUGCAUCCCGCCGAGCUCCAGGCCGUGGACGUGGCGGUGCCCGGCGACAUCUCCUCCGCGGCUUUCUGGAUGGUGGCCGGCCUGAUCCACCCCCACGCCCGCGUCACCAUCACCGGCGUCGGUCUCAAUCCCAGCCGCGCCGGCAUCAUCGACGCCCUGCAGAUGAUGGGCGCCGGCGAUUCGCUCCGCCUGGAGAACCAGCGGGUGGAGGGCGGCGAACCCGUCGCCGACGUGGUGGCAUCGUCGGCCAGCCUCAACGGCAUCGACCUCGGCGGCGACAUCAUCCCCAUCAUGAUCGACGAACUGCCCGUCCUCGCCGUGGCCGCGUGCUUCGCCGCGGGAGACACCAUAAUCCGGGACGCCGCCGAACUGCGCGUCAAGGAAUCGGACCGCAUCGCCACCACCGUAUCCGAGCUAACCCGCCUGGGCGGCAACUUGGAGCCCCGCGAGGACGGCAUGGUGAUCCACGGCGUGGGCGGCCUCACCGGCGCUGCGGUGGAGAGCCACGGCGACCACCGGCUGGCAAUGUCCAUGGCCGUGGCCGGCCUCGCCGCCUCGGGCGACACGAUCAUCCACGGCGCGGAGGACGCCUCGGUGUCCUAUCCCACCUUCUGGGAACACCUCGCCAGUCUGCUCGGCGACGGCGAAUAG
Geodia barretti is the source of this 1425-nucleotide messenger RNA. The record is from the annotation of a GenBank genome assembly. NCBI's taxonomy places the organism in Eukaryota, Metazoa, Porifera, Demospongiae, Tetractinellida, Geodiidae.